UAAGAUACCAACGUAACGAAAUGGCAUGUUCAACGGGAUUUACUACACCAGAUUAUCUUAACAAGGAUUUUAUGAGGCAAACGCUUGAAUAUGGUUUGAGACUGGUUAACUUAGAAAUAGUGGACAUAAGACUGAGAAAUUUAACAGUUGGUGGUGAAAAUUAUUGCAGCAACAUAUAUGGAGUAAGCAUCAGAUACAAAACCGAAGCUGGAAAGGAAAGUGAAAAAUAUUUGAUUAUUAAAUCCAUGCCUAUGGAUAAACAAAUUCUUCUUGGACGUCUGAGCAUUUAUUGUAAGGAAACGAUUUUCUAUUUGGAUAUAAUGCCGAAAUUGGAAACACUUAUGUGCUGCUCGAAUGAAACCUGGAUUUUGGGUGCUAAGCAUUACUAUUCCACUACCACGCCGAUACAAACAAUUGUAGUAGAAGAUUUAUGCAGACAAGGUUUUGAAGAACAAAGCCGGCAGAUCGGUUUGGAUAAGAUGCAUGCAUCUGCUGUUAUGCGUAAACUAGGAGAAUAUCAUGCUUUGACUAUGUGCUUAAUUGAAAAGCAACCUGAUAACAUAAAAGGAUCCUUUCAAUUUGGUCUAAUAAACAAGGAAGCUGUAGAAUCUGAAGCUUUUAAAUCGCUUUUCGGCUCGCAACUUUUAAAGUUGACAACAUUAAUAACGGAUUAUCCGGGAUUUGAUAAGAUAUCAAAGAAAUUACUCAGAUAUUAUGAUAAUCUAAGGGAACGUGUGCUAAAUGCAGUUUAUCCACUUAAGGGUACUAUCAAUGUACUAAAUCAUGGUGACUUGUGGGUAAAUAAUUUACUCUUUAGAAGUGUUGAAAACCAAAAUAUACCAGAAGUACGAUUUAUUGAUUACCAGUUUUGUUUUUAUGGUAGUCUAGGUUUUGACAUUAAUUAUUUUCUCAUUACUAGUGUACAAUUGGAUGUACUUAAACAGCAUAAAGAGGAACUCAUCACUAUAUAUUUUAAAGCCUUAAUAAGUACUCUGGAGAUAUUGCCUUACGAGCAUAAAUUACCAACAUUUGACCAAAUUUUAAAGGAAGUUCAUGAAAGAGAAGGUUAUGGUUUUUUUGUUGCUUUCGCUUUCUUCCCACUUAUGUCUAUGCUGGGCCUUGAUUCGCAAGAUAAUUCUUUGCAGAAACUACAAGUUGAAGAAUUUGCACGUCAAAAAAUUGAGUUAAUGUUCAAAAGCAAUCCACGUACAAUGGACACCUUAAGGUACUUGCUCAAAUACUACGACGACUUGGGUAUAUUUGAUUAAACAUUUCUUAAAAUUUUUUCUUAUGAAACAGAAUUUAAAAUC
Messenger RNA from Teleopsis dalmanni, 1310 nucleotides. RefSeq lists its product as uncharacterized. Lineage: Eukaryota; Metazoa; Arthropoda; Insecta; Diptera; Diopsidae. The record is from RefSeq and is a predicted model, not a curated record. The coding region runs from base 21 to 1268 and encodes 415 amino acids. The transcript has 4 exons.